This is a messenger RNA of Carassius gibelio (silver crucian carp), 1100 nucleotides long. RefSeq names its product progonadoliberin-3. Gene Ontology annotation, molecular function: hormone activity. Bases 263 to 547 code for a protein of 94 amino acids. The transcript is spliced from 4 exons. Lineage: Eukaryota; Metazoa; Chordata; Actinopteri; Cypriniformes; Cyprinidae. Gene Ontology annotation, biological process: multicellular organism development. Gene Ontology annotation, cellular component: extracellular region. The record is from RefSeq and is a predicted model, not a curated record.
GAGAGUCUGUUUGAACCAUUCAAAGGCAUUAUUUAAUUUAUCUCAGGGUUAACAGGUCCAUUAGCUGGCCCCCCUGACAGUUAUUUUUCAGGUUUUGAAAUCCAGCCCCAGGUGUGCAUUAGAGCAUGGAUUAGAGAGAAACCUGCACCUGUGGUUGUGAGUCUCCAGAUGACGACAUAACAAUACAACUCAUUUUAGGAGGACUGUAUAAAGGAGACCAAGAACAACACAUUUCAUCUUGAACAAAGACAGCAGUUUUAGCAUGGAGGGGAAAGGAAUGGUGCUGGUCCAGUUGCUAAUGUUAGCUUGUGUGUUGGAGGUUAGUCUUUGCCAGCACUGGUCAUACGGUUGGCUUCCUGGUGGAAAGAGAAGUGUUGGUGAAGUGGAGGCAACAUUCAGGAUGAUGGAUUCUGGUGAUGCAGUACUGUCUAUUCCCGUGGACAGUCCAAUGGAGCGGCUUUCAACGAUACACAUAGUGAGUGAGGUGGACGCUGAAGGUUUGCCUCUGAAAGAACAGAGAUUUCCCAACAGACGAGGAAGAGAUUAAAAGCAUAAAACAUGAUGAUAAACCCUUGGAGCCUAUGAGAAUACAAUUCAGUUUUAUUCCCUGGGAACAACAUGUUUUAUUGAGUCCUGCUGAAAUAUCCUAUUAAUUUGGUUUUAAGAAAUAAACUGUAUUGGAGGUAUAUAUAAUGUAAAUAAGUAGUAUGCCUAGUUUGUUCAAAAUAGAUAUUAAAUGUGAGCGAAGCUGGAGCAAAUGUUGCAGUAACUGACCAAAUAACCAAAGUACUUUUUCCCAAAAUGGACAAAAAACAAGUACAAAUCCUAACUUUUUUUUCGCGUGGUGGUGCUAUCUGGAUAUGUCAACAGUGAUUUCAGAAUUAUUAUUAUUUAUAAUGUAUGCCCUCAUUAGAAUUCAACAUAUGUUAUAUUUAAGACUGAAGCCGAUUACAUUUGUUGUGGCCAAUAAAUAUAUCAUGAGUGUUUACAAAAGUUAGCCUAGCCAACCUGUUAUCUCAUUGCAUUUGUUAGUAUGAUAUUUCGGCAUUUUCAAAGCACUGAGUAAUUUGAUUAAAACUGUGUUGACUAUGAAAACUGAA